AUCAACCGCCGGCCUUCCUCUGUUUUUAAACCUCUGUUUUUUAAACCUCUGUUUCUGCCCUUUCAUCCCCCCAAAAAAUGGAUCGUCUCAUCACCGUCGAGCCCUCCAACCUCAUCCCAAUCAGAAUCGAACCGGGCCAAAAAUGCUCCGGCGACCUCACUCUUCGGAACGUCAUGUACACCAUGCCAGUCGCCUUCCGGCUGCAGCCUCUGAUCAAAUCCCGCUACACUUUCAAGCCCCAAUCUGGAAUCAUUCCUCCACUCGCAACUUUAACAGUGGAAAUCCUUUACCAUCUUCCACCGGGCUUCAACCUCCCCGAUUCCUUCCCUUAUUCUGAUGACUCUUUCCUCCUCCACAGCGUCGUCGUCCCCGGCGCCGCGAUCAAAGACUUCUCCUCCAGCUUUGACUCUGUUCCUUCCGACUGGUUCACCACCAGAAAGAAACAGGUCUUCAUUGACAGUGGGAUUAAGGUUAUGUUUGUGGGGUCGGCUGUAGUGGCGAGACUGGUGGCGGAUGGGGCCAUGGAUCAGAUCAGAGAGGUGUUGGAAAGGAGUGAGCCGAGCUGGAGGGCGGUGGACUCUGUAGACGAACAGGGGAGAACUCUGCUUCACUUGGCGAUUGGGCAGGGGAGGGCGGAUUUGGUGCAGUUGUUGUUGGAGUUUAAUCCGGAUGUGGAGGCAGUGGGGGAGUGUGGCAUGACGGCGCUGGAGGCAGCGGCGGGGGCAGGGCAGGCGUUGAUUGUGGAGCUGUUGUUGGCGAGAAAAGCGAGUACAGAGCGAGGAGAAGGGUCUGUGUUUGGGGCGGUUCAUUUGGCGGCGGCCGGAGGGCAUGUGGAAGUUUUGAGGCUGCUUUUGGUGAAAGGAGCUUGUGUUGAUGCUCUGUCUAAGGAAGGCGAUACGGCGCUGCAUCUCGCUGUUCAAGAGCGCCGCCGUGACUGUGCUCGGCUGCUUCUCGCUAAUGGCGCUAAACCUGAUGUUCGUAAUACUGAACAAGGAGAUACAGCGCUGCACAUGGCGGCCAGAAUCGGCGACGAGCAAAUCGUGAAGCUUUUAAUUCAGAAAGGAGCCAACAAAGACAUUCGAAAUUGGGCCGGAAAACGGCCAUACGACAUCGCGUUCGACCACUCUCACACCCGCCUCUUCGACGUGCUCCGCCUCGCCGACAAGCUUGCCACCGCCGCACGUAAAGGCGACGUCCGCUCAAUCCAACUCCUCCUUGACAGUGGGGCCGCUAUCAAUGGACGCGACCAAAAUGGCUGGACAGCGCUCCACAGAGCCGCCUUCAAGGGCCAGACCGACGCCGCUAGAGCCCUGAUCGAUAUCAGUAUUGAUAUCAAUGCUAAGGAGGACGAAGGCUACACAGCACUCCAUUGCGCGGUUGAGGCUGCUCACGACGAUGUAGUCCAGCUGCUCGUUGAGAGAGGCGCCGACGUCGAGGCGCUGACGAAUAAAGGGAUGAGUGCAAUGCAAAUUGCUCAGUCGAUGCAGUACUCGAGGAUUAUUAAGAUUUUGAUACAGGUUAGCGCCGGUAAAGACAACGACGCACCGCCGCCGCGAACGCCGUCGUGGGGGUUGACGAAGAAGAAACAGCAAAAUAAAAGCAGAGGGAGAAUUAGGAGUUUACGGAGUACGGACUUUGAUAAGUCAGUGCCAUUGUCAGUGGUGUGAAUUUUGAGAAUAUAUAUUUGAGUGUUAUAUAUAUAUACACACACACGUAUGUAUUUAUGUAUGGAAUGCCAAGUGAUGAGAUGGAUUAUAUAUGUAUAUUUUCCAUCACUUGUUUGUUUGUUUAAAGUUUAAGCAUGUAUAAUAAUUGGAAUUUUGUAAUUAAUUCAACGUUAAAUUACAA
Molecule: messenger RNA, 1848 nt
Organism: Benincasa hispida (wax gourd)
Lineage: Eukaryota; Viridiplantae; Streptophyta; Magnoliopsida; Cucurbitales; Cucurbitaceae
Product: protein VAPYRIN-like
Molecular function (GO): protein binding
Source: RefSeq, a predicted model, not a curated record